UUGUCAUUUGGCUUCAGUAGAUUGGAGAGGAAAAGGACAGCAGCGGCAGCACAGCGAAGGGAAUAGAAGUGCGCUGGUGGAAAAAAAAUUAAAUAAAAAAUAAUACAGAGAAACAAAAAUCCAACAAUGAAAAGGACGCAUGAACGCUUUGUAGUUCACCAGUAACUAAACUAGUCUUUGUAUAUUGAAGUCAAUGACGUAGAAUCGUCUACGCAAGUGAUUUAAAGGUUAGCAGCUGGCUAAAGCAAGACAGGGCUGUGUCAUUGAGAAGGCAGGACACGUCAAGACGAGGAAGGGAGAAAACAAAUAGACACUCUUGACGGAUUAAAGAUCCCCGCUUCAUUAUAUCAGAUCACCGGUUUAUUCGAGGUUCUGCUUUAGUUUGCGUUGUGAUAUCUGGAACGAGCCCUCAGUCAUCGCUCGGAUCAGCCACGAAGGGCAUAGGAAGCAAGAAUAAGUGUGUUGGAGCCAGGUUGAACUGGAGAACAUAAAUGGGGGAUUACGGGUUUGGAGUCUUAGUGCAGAACAACACUGGCAACAAGUCUGCUUUCCCAGUACGAAUCCACCCUCACCUGCAACCCCCACACCACCACCAAAAUGCGACCACCAGCCCCGCCGCUUUCAUAAACAGCACCCCGGCUGGGAAUGGCACCAACACCGGUUCGACAUGGCUAUUCCCGGCAGCCGGCGCUCACAGCAGCAUGCAAGAUGAAAUCCUGGGCUCGGAAAAGCCCAAAGUCCAGCAGCAGGAGCUGCAAGAGUCCCAAGAGAAGCAACAGCAGCUCUCGCCCGGACACCAGGAGAGUGGGAUCAUCUCCGAGCUGGAAAAGGCUCGCGCUGAAGAGAUUAAAGCGGAGAGCGGGUCAUCCGACGGGACCAACGGCAAGGAGAAGCUUCGUUUGGACUCCCCCGUGUUGACGCCCUUUGACUAUCAGGAGCCCUCGGGACUGGGAACGGCGGCCCAAUCCAGCACCUCCUCCUCCCUGACCAGUUUCAACAACUGGUCAGCUGCUAUCCCCCCCACUCCUUCCACCAUCAUCAACGAGGACAUCAGCUUCUUCAACCCGGCGGCCUCCGCCAACAACGGCCCCCUGCUGUUCCAGAAUUUCUCCCACCAUGUCAGCCCGGGCUUCGGAGGCAACUUCUCCCCUCAAAUCGGUCCAAUCUCCCAGCACCACCCCCCCCACCCCCACUUCCAGCACCCCCACAGCCAGCACCAGCAGCAUCGGCGUUCCCCGGCAAGUCCUCACCAGCCCCCGUUCCCGCACCGCAACGCCCCCUUCGGCCAGCUGCCGCAUCUCUCCAACAGCCUGAGCAAGCCUCCCUCCCCGUGGGGCAGCUACCAGAGCCCCUCGCCCUCUCCCUCCUCCACCUCCUGGAGCCCGGGUGGGGGUUACGGCGGGUGGGGGGGGUCCCAGGGUCGCGAGUAUCGCAGAGGCCUCAACGGAGGCAUGACGCCUCUCAACUCCAUCUCUCCGCUGAAGAAGACCUUCCCCAACAACCACAUGCCCCAGCAGAAGUACUCCCGCACCAGUCCCGGAUUCAACCCCAAGUCCUGGAUGGAUGACAGCAGGAGCGAGAAUAUCUUCCCUUUCCAGGAUCGUCCCCGUUCAUUCGACGGCUUUAACAUGCAUUCUCUGGAGAACUCUCUGAUCGACAUCAUGAGGGCUGAGCAAGACACUCUGAAAGGUCGCCUCGGAUUCACCCAUCCCGGAGGAGACAGCCCCUUGCCCAUAAAUGCACGGAAUUAUGGGAGGCGACGAGGACACUCAUCCCUGUUCCCGAUGGAGGAUGGUUUCCCGGACGAGGAGCGAGCGGAUCAGAGCCUGCCUGGCCUGGGUUCCCCACACUGCUUCCCUCACCAGAACGGAGAGCGGGUCGAGCGCUAUUCUCGCAAGGUCUUCGUGGGUGGCCUCCCCCCUGACAUCGACGAAGAUGAGAUAACUGCUAGUUUUCGCCGCUUUGGGCACCUGUUUGUGGACUGGCCUCACAAAGCAGAGAGCAAGUCGUACUUCCCCCCGAAAGGUUACGCAUUCCUCUUGUUUCAAGACGAGAGCUCAGUUCAAGCCCUUAUUGAUGCCUGCAUCGAGGAGGACGGAAAACUCUACCUGUGUGUUUCCAGCCCCACCAUUAAAGACAAACCUGUCCAGAUUCGCCCGUGGAAUCUCAACGAUAGCGACUUUGUGAUGGAUGGAUCCCAGCCUCUCGACCCCAGGAAGACCAUAUUUGUGGGUGGAGUGCCACGUCCACUUCGUGCCGUGGAGCUGGCGAUGAUCAUGGACAGGCUGUACGGUGGCGUGUGUUACGCCGGCAUCGACACAGACCCGGAGCUGAAGUACCCGAAGGGAGCGGGGCGGGUGGCCUUCUCUAAUCAGCAGAGCUACAUCGCUGCUAUCAGUGCUCGCUUCGUACAACUGCAGCAUGGGGAAAUUGAUAAACGGGUGGAAGUGAAGCCAUACGUCUUGGAUGACCAGCUGUGUGAUGAGUGUCAGGGGACUCGCUGCGGAGGGAAGUUCGCUCCGUUCUUCUGCGCUAACGUCACCUGUCUCCAGUAUUACUGUGAAUACUGCUGGGCGGCCAUCCACUCGCGCGCCGGCCGCGAGUUUCACAAGCCCCUGGUGAAGGAAGGAGGAGACCGGCCGCGCCACAUCUCCUUCCGCUGGAACUGAAGCCGGUAAAGAGAGAGGAGAGAGCGAGAGAGAGAGGAGUCGCAGAAUCAUCAUCGAAAUAAAUGCACUUUUCUGUUGCUGGUUCCUUUUUAGUUUAACUUAAAAAAAAAAUAUAUAUGAUUUUAAUUUGUCAUUUAAUAUAUUUAAACAAACAAAAAAAAAAAACCGGAUGUGUAUCCGAAAAAAAAGAUUCAGGAAGAAAAAGAAAAAUGUCUAAUCCAUCUCUCUAUUUUUUUAUAACUCCAUUCUAUUUCAUUUUCGAGUGCACAGAGAUGUGAAUAUAUUGAGUAUUAGUCUAAUUUGUCAGUAAGUAUCUGCAUGACUUUUAGAAUUGGCUUUUUGUUCACAUUGCGAUUGGAAGUAUUACGUCCUACUUUAAUCGAACGGAAAAGGCAAAGGUGCGUUGAAGAGUGCACUUGUUUCCUCGCCAGCCAGAGUGCAGAUAUAUGUGUGUGGUCUAAGAUCUGAGUUGUCAACCAAAGCUUGGGAUUUGAAAACAGCCGAAUUCAGCGAAUUCUCUCAAACGCUCUGUUUCUUUUUAUUCUUUUUUUUUUUAUAUAUAUACUUUAAGACCAUGCUAAUCUUUAAUGUUUCCUGAUGACAACACCAACAGCUGUCUGGAUUCGAUCUCCAUUGUGACAUGCAAGAAAACUAAUACCUCAAGCUUAGCUGCUAGUUUAAGUCGAAUAUAUAGAGAGAAAAAUCAAAGCUGGUCUCACACUUCCCCCCACCCCCGCCCCCCAGGACCACAGAAAAGGAAAUGACAUCAGCAAACGGCACAUUGAGAGAACCUGCUCUGUCACUUCCCGAUUUGAAUUGGAGAUCCAGCAAUCCUAGUGGGGAAUGUAUGUUGUUAAAGUUGCAGUAGUCCGCCUGCAAGGGCCUUGGUUUCGUCGCCGUCGUUCUCUCGGGCUUUCAGCGGCGAGCCUUUCGUUCUCGUUCUUUAACUCACAAUAUGUGUCUCGUAAGCCUUUUCCCCCCCCAGAAGCCCCGAGAAGAGGUGUACGUACAAGCGCAGCGGAAGAGAGGAAGACCGAUCCGCUCAGCCUGAGUGUAAAGCAUAACUGAAGGUAGUCCAUUCAUCUCUGCAUUCCCAGCUUUUACUUUCCGACAUUAGGGAACCAAAGACGGCUUGCAAAAACCACGGACGUUUCCUUUCUUUUAAUUUUUUUGGCCCCCAACCCAGUCGUAUGGGCUCCAGCAAACCAAAGAUUGGCCUUGAAAAGUUAAAGUCCUAGUAACACUAGUGAGAAGUUGAAAACGACCGAGAGCGCAGAAGUGGAUCCUCGCGUCGGCCCGACAGACCCGUUCAGCGCCGUCGCUCGAUUUUCGAAGUUUAACGCUUUUUUUUUUUUUUUUGAAGUACGAUGGCAACAAAACAAAAAAAAAGAAAAAGAAAAGAUGAUUAUUUUAUACAUGGCCUGCUGAUUUUUUGGUACAGUGUUUUCUAGCUAAAUUAUUUUGUCAUGCACAUAUAAACAUUUAUUAUGCACUACUUUUCUAAAUAGGUUUUUUUUUCCAACAGUCAUUUUAGGCACAUUUUUCACGAAUGGAAAAAAAAAAAAUCUCCUUUUUGCAAUACCUCAAUUUUUCACAUUGUGAAAGGUAGCUUUUGUACUUUUGUUACUGAGAGAUGUGCAUAUAUGGAAAUUUUGAUUUUAAGAGUUAAACGAAAUUUAAUAUAUAUUAUUUUCAAUUAUGCUUUUUAUACAUUUCAGUGCUGAGGAAUCUUUACAACUAAAGCACGCACUUGUGUUGACGCGACAAAUCUGCCGAGGAGAGGGGUGAAGUGCAUUGCUUCUUGUACGCUAGAUUUUAACGGCAUUUGGGAAAUUCAGCAUGGUGAAGAACAACACGUCGUCGUUCGUGUUCGUGUCGCGCAAAAACGGCUCCAUAGCUGGAAUAUAAACUAUAGUAAUAUAAGGAGAAUGCUAAUCCGGAUGGAUGUUUGAUGUCUAGGUAUUUUAACAGUUGAAAAUAUAUAUUCUUGAACUGCCAACUAGUUCCUAUUGUAAUCCUUAGCAAUGCAUGACGAGAAGAAGAAGAAGAAAAAAAAAAAAACGAAACAACGUAGCUAUUGAAUUAAUUGUUGUGGUUGUGCACCAGAUGUUCCCAAAGCUUUCGCUUAAGGCCACCCCACACCUCCCCCCCCCACGAUAUAGUCUCGAUACGACGCACACACACACACACACACACUAAAACGAUGAAUUCGCAGCGCAGGACGAACGCAUCUUCUAUAGUACGCUGGUGAAAAGACUUGAUCCCCACCGUCUGUUGGAAGUAAAUCUAAACCCGUUUGGAGGAAGGGGAACUUAAGACUUGAAUGUGGUAAAUGUUGCAAGUUAACUUGGAGUUGUUAUGUGCAAUACUUUUUUUGAACUUUUUCCAGAUAAAGACUCUUUGCAAUGUAAUUCUUUAAUGCCAUUUUUAAUUGCCGACAUUUAAAGAAGAUGUUAAUAUGUUUUUCACAGUCAUUUUCUACUGUUAUUGUAAUCCUUUUCAUGCUGGUGUUUGUAAAAAAGAAAAGAAAUGGAAACUAUUUGUACUAAUAUAAAUAAUUGAAGUUAUUUUUAAAACAUUAAAGGUUUUGUGCUCAUUUGCUUAUUUUGUUUAUUUCAAGCUACUGUGAUUGAUUGCAUUGUAAUUAUUAGGUCAACAAUGUAUUUAGCUGUUUAUUGGUAUAUUUUUAAUUGGAAUGUAUAAUUAAUUUUUAUAAUUUUGAUCAGAUUUUUGUUAUAUUUUUGAGGUGAAGCUUUUAAUAUGUUAAAGUGUCUAGUUUUUACUAAUUGCUAUAUUGUGCUCCACAAUAUAUGGUUCACAUUUUCUGAAGGAAAAUAAAUAUUUAAAUAUCUGUCUGUUAACGAUGUUACUUAAUGGCAAAAUUUCAAUAGUUUUUAACUGUGUAUGGGAAGGUUGUCGUAUUUAUUAAUAGCAUAUUUUUUUUUACUUAAGAUAUCACCUUAAUUUUUAUUGUCAUUUCACUUUAUAAGUUCCUAUUUUUGUAUUUUUCUUUCUAAUUAAGUUAUGUUAUACAAAAAUGUCCAUAUUCUAGGAGUUGGUCUGUAAGUGCUAGUGAAACAAAAAGAAAAAUCUAAUGUUAUUUAAUUGUUUGCAGCCAACUAUUUAUAACAAUAUGCAUAAUUUUUAAAUAUUUGUAAUGUGAAAUGUUGAAUGAAUAAAACUUAACUGUGACAAGA
Molecule: messenger RNA, 5866 nt
Organism: Pimephales promelas (fathead minnow)
Lineage: Eukaryota; Metazoa; Chordata; Actinopteri; Cypriniformes; Leuciscidae
Gene: cpeb4b
Product: cytoplasmic polyadenylation element binding protein 4b
Biological process (GO): negative regulation of cytoplasmic translation
Cellular component (GO): nucleus; cytoplasm; neuron projection
Molecular function (GO): mRNA 3'-UTR binding; translation factor activity, RNA binding; ribosome binding
Source: RefSeq, a predicted model, not a curated record